GUAAAAACAAGCAGACAUGGUUCGCAUGAACGUCCUCGCCGAUGCGCUCAACGCCAUCAACAACGCCGAGAAGCGCGGAAAGCGUCAGGUUCUCAUCCGUCCAGCCUCCAAGAUGAUGAUGCUGGCAGCCUCGGUCGCAAAAAAUGACCAAGGCUCUCCGUGAAUUUAGAAUUUAGUGAAAGAAACUCGGUUUUAUUUCCAAACAUAACUUUCGGUUCUAAUUAAACGGAGACACCCUUGGUUAGAUUCUCUCAAUCUGGAGAUCUUCCUGGGAUAUGAAUGUUGAAGGUCAUCGUCCGCUUCUUGACCGUCAUGAUGAAGCACGGAUACAUCGGAGAGUUCGAGAUCGUCGACGACCACCGCGCCGGAAAGAUCGUCGUCAACCUCACCGGACGUCUCAACAAGGCCUCCGUCAUCUCCCCACGUCUCAACAUCCGUCUAAACGAUUUGGAGAAGUACACCAACACCCUCCUCCCAUCCCGUCAGUUCGGAUAUCUCAUCCUUACCACCUCCGCCGGAAUCAUGGAUCACGAGGAGGCCAGAAGAAAGCAUUUGGGAGGAAAGAUUCUCGGAUUCUUCUUCUAAAUCCAAACCCUAAUUUUUUGUUUGUUAUUAUUACAAAUAAAUUGUUGUUACAACU
Messenger RNA from Caenorhabditis elegans, 640 nucleotides. It is a transcript of the gene rps-15A, whose product is annotated as Ribosomal Protein, Small subunit. Lineage: Eukaryota; Metazoa; Nematoda; Chromadorea; Rhabditida; Rhabditidae. The coding region runs from base 280 to 585 and encodes 101 amino acids. The record is from RefSeq and is marked reviewed. The transcript has 3 exons.